GUAACUGGCCGUAACAUUCGAGCAUUCGAGAGAACGAACGGCAUAUUCGCAAUGAUUUUUCGCUUAAUUUUUUAGUGAAUUCCAAUGUUACUGUGAUUUCUAGUGGAUUUUAGUGCGGUAGUGGUGUUGUGAAACUAAGUGGGGCUUAAAGUUUAUUUUGGAAGCGAUAAAGUUCGAAUACGAAACCGCAAACCCCCGUUCUGUAGGCGUUGCUGUCACUUGGCUUCCUCCGGUCCUGAUCGUUUUUCCUAGAUUUCCCGUAAUUAACGAGUGAAAUGUCGCUUGUCCCGAGGCUACUUUCAAAUGCCGACACGAAUCAUCGAAUCCUCAGUAUAUGACGAUCCAAAGAAACCUAGGAAAACGAUCAUCGCACCUAGAUGUUUCAUCAUUGUAACCACUUUUAACACUAAUAGGAAGUAUCGCAACGGGCCUCGUCGCCGAGGAUUGAAGACACUUCAGAAGGGAUCCCAAUUUUUUAAAAAUGUUUGCCAAGAAGAAGAAAAAGCCACAAAUAUCAACACCGACGAAUUUCGAGCAUCGAGUGCAUACGGGAUUCGAUAAGCUUGAAGGAAAAUUCGUAGGUCUGCCUUUACAAUGGGCAUCUAUAGUUGGCAACAACCAGAUACUCAAGUCUACUAAUCGACCUUUACCUCUGGUUGAUCCAAGUGAAAUCACUCCCACGGAAAUUCUCGAUUUAAAGACUAUCGUACGGGGCCAUAAUGAUCCUAGGGUCGGAAGAUUUGCACCUGGAGAUAAAAACACUGAAAAUGGUUUGCCUAAAACUAGUACCGUCGCCAGAUCAAACUCUCUUCGGUCUUCCAGUCCGCCGAGACUUAGGCGAGACUACAGAAAUAAUUCAAAUCUUCCACCAUCCGUACCGGAAGGCCAAGAAAUGAUAAAUAGUCCUGCUCAAUUCAAAGCCUAUUCCAAUUACGGAAAACCUCACGGUUAUCCGGACAAACUGAGGCAGAAUUUUCCAAACUUAGGACCUGGAAUGCAUCCAAAUCAUCAUAACCUACUUCCAAAUCUCCAGAAUCUCAAUCCCAACAUGCAGUCUUCUCCAAAUUUAACGCACGUGGGGUCAAACGCUCCAAACUUGUCUUUGAAUUUCCAAAACCUAAGUCCAAUUCCGAGUAUUCAAAGUCCGACGGCCAAUUCCAGUAUUUCACAGAUUCCAGAACAUGAAUUACAAAGAACUAAUCCAUCCACGGUGAUGCCCACACAAUAUGUGAUGUUGCUACACAAUAUGCAUUCCAAGGUUUCUCCGGUUGGAUCAAUAGCCUCGCAAAGACCUCUUAGUCAACUGAGUUCACACAAUGUUAAUAAACAUUCUCAAAAUUAUGGAGUGCCUGAAAAUCCUUCCGCUGUACUUACACAUUUCCAGAAACCGAUAGAAAGUUCGCAAUCAAUGCACAAUCUCUCAAAAUCUGCGGUAACUUCAUCUAUUCCUGGAGUGAGUUCUACACCAGAUCAAAAUCAGAACAUGAAGAGCGCAGUUUCGUCCGGCAAUUUAGCUGUUGGCUCCGGAACGGGAGUAAAUAAUGCCAACAAGCAGAACGCAGACCAAAGGUUGACACAUGAACAAUUCAGAGCGGCCCUGCAAAUGGUGGUUAGUCGAGGAGACCCAAGAGAGAAUUUGGAGAACUUCUUAAAAAUUGGCGAGGGCAGUACAGGCACAGUUUGUAUCGCAACAGACAAGGCAUUGCACCGCCAAGUAGCAGUAAAAAAAAUGGACUUGCGAAAGCAGCAAAGGCGAGAGCUUCUUUUCAACGAGGUGGUCAUCAUGAGAGAUUACCAUCACGCGAACAUUGUCGAAAUGUACGACAGUUUCUUGGUAGACGAUGAACUCUGGGUGGUCAUGGAAUACCUCGAAGGUGGAGCUCUAACAGAUAUUGUCACCCACUCUCGAAUGGAUGAGAGUCAGAUAGCAACGGUUUGCAUUCAGUGCCUUAAACCACUCGAGUAUCUGCACUCCCAGGGUGUUAUUCACAGGGAUAUAAAAUCUGACUCUAUCCUGCUUACUGCAGACGGACGGGUGAAAUUGUCAGACUUUGGUUUCUGCGCCCAGGUUUCUCAAGAACUUCCGAAGCGGAAGUCCUUAGUGGGAACGCCUUACUGGAUGAGCCCUGAAGUUAUUUCCCGGUUACCGUAUGGUCCAGAAGUUGAUAUUUGGUCUCUGGGAAUUAUGAUCAUUGAAAUGGUCGAUGGAGAGCCGCCAUUCUUUAAUGAACCUCCUCUUCAAGCAAUGCGUCGCAUCAGAGAUAUGCCCCCACCAAAAUUGAAGAAUUCGCACAAGGUGAGCCCGCGACUUCAAGGGUUCCUUGAGAAAAUGCUUGUUCGAGACCCUGCGCAAAGAGCUACAGCGACACAAUUAUUGGAGCAUCCGUUCCUUAGGCAAGCUCAAAGCCCGAGCAUUCUAAUACCGUUGAUGAGAGGGGCUAGACACACAAACUGCUGACGUGCCUGUGGUAAAAAGUUAUAACAAAAGUUAAUUUCAAGUUCAAAAUUAAUCAUGGACAUUCUGAAAGUUCGUCAGCUCAACUGUAAAAUAUAGCGUGACGAAACAAACAUUUAUUAGUCUUAAGAUUUUUUGUAAUUAAUGUGAAUGCAUCGGUGAGUAAAAAAUUAAUCAUUUUGGUAGAAAAGAUCAUUUUUUACGAAAGUUCUUUAAGUUUUCAAGCGUUUAUACAUAUUUUUCUGUAUAAUUAUCUAUUUUGAAUGGUUAUUCACUGACACACUCAUUUAGAGAUACAUUCCAGUGUGGUUUGAUUUCAUUUUUAAGUUUUAUAAUAUUUUACAAGACAGGGAAGACUUCUGACUUUUCCGAGUACUUUGUAUUUGUGUGCCUUUUAUUUACAAUUUUUUGAACAGUGUCAUAGGAUCCUCGACUCUACUUAUUUAUGUGUAAUCGCGACAAAUCCAACAGUAUUUUUUUUUUUUUGUUGAGAAAGUUGGGUAGUUCGUUUUACUAAUUUAAUUAUUUGCCACCCGACACUGUUCUUCGGAAGUAUGUUCUGGUUUGGAACUCUUCGGGAAAGUUUGAAAUGUUGAAAAUUUAUUUGUAUAUCCUAAGUAUAUAAUAGUUAGAUGGAUCAUAUUCAUUCCAACGUGCCUUUAAAAAACUGAAUGAAUACUGUAAAUACUAAAAUUCUAAGUUCAAUUGACCUUAUCUGCGAUUUGACGUCUUAACAUGAUUUAUUUUUAGUCCCGUUUUCGGGAAAAUACUUAUAGAAUGUAUACUAGCGCAGUUAUUGGUACGAAUGUAAUUUUGAGAGAAGUCACGUUCGAUCUGUUAAAGUCUAACACAAGUAACAGUUAGAUUUGAUAUAUACCUCAACAAUCACUAUCCACCAAAGGCAGUUUAAAUCGUCCAAACUCUAAUAUGUCACGCGUAUUUUUGGUGUUAAUAUUAAAUUAGACAUGUGUCAAUUGGUAGGCAACUCAUAUACAUCUGGUCAGCAUCCUAGGAAGAUCCAGUGUAAAUAUCCAUUUUUUGCCAAAUUUGUUGGUAUCUAUUUUAUGCAACCGAAAAGACAGUUCGUGACGGCUGGCAUAUGCUUUUAGCGUCCAGAAAAUACACCGAAGAUGAAAUUCAUAUAGUAGAAAUCUGCAGGGUACAUAAAGUGCUCGCAUUUACAUGUGCAUUUUCUUUUUUUAAGUAAUGUUAAAGUGUGUCAAGAUAUCUUGUAUUCGAAAUGAAGCUGUAAAUGCGAUAAUAAUAUAAAUAAUACUCCUUGUUGAAUCAAUUGCAUAGUCUAGCAUUCAUGUCGGAAGAACGGGUGAUUCGAUUACAAAAGUCCCUAUGCAUUUCUUUUCUUAUCUCCUAUUUUCAUAAGAAAAUACUCAAGUUUGCGGGACACUUUGAAAUCUUAGGAGAACGUCCUAACAUGUCCAAAGUUAUGACCCUCGCAAAUUGACCCGUUUUCCCAGAUUUCACUAUAAUUGCAGUUUUUAAAGAGUAGCUCCAUGCUAGUGCAACCUAAGAUACAAGAAAAGAAAGCACAUUUAGGUUUUCGUUUAUUAUUGUAUACAAUUUUAUACGCUCCUUUUUUACUCCGAAACGAUUUUAAUUUUUAUCUUGGGAUGCAUUAAAAGAGAGCUAAAAAAUUUUUUUUUUAUUUGUGGGAAAUCGAGUCUGCUUCCAUUUAUCUGCGGACAAUUUUGAUGUGAGUUGUACAGCAAUACGGCCAUUUGAAUAAAAUGAAAAGUACCAUUUUUCCACGAAAAAUCGAAAAAAGGGAAAAUUUUGUGUAGUUAUAUAUCGGGACCUAUUAUAGCUAGGAAACUUUUUUUUUGUAGUUUUGUGUGGAAUUAUUUCCACACGGUAAGGCCUUUUUAUGGUAAAAUAAUUAUAUUAGGCAACAAAAUCAUGGGGAACAUAUGUAAUCCAUAUAAUACGUGAUGACUGGACUGUCAGCAGAUGUUAAAUUUUUUGAAAACAUUUUUCCAAAACUCUCAUGUAAUUUGUCUGUUCUUAAAAACAGAUUCAAAGUUGUGUACUAUAAUACCACUGAUUAUGUGAUAUAUUCAAUGCAACAGAGAAGUUAUGCAGAUUAUCGAAAAAGAAAAAAUAUGAGCAAUGUAAUACUUCUUAUAUUUAUCUAAAGCGAAAGUGAAGAUUCAAUUUAUAAUUUCGUCGCAAAUUGAAAUGUCUGCAAAUCAAAAAAAUGAAUUAUCUGCUGCCGUUUUGGCGCUUUUAGGCAAAAAUCACGAAAGUGUUGACAGAAAGCUUGAUUGAAUAUAAAUAAAUGGUUUUUGUAAAA
Molecule: messenger RNA, 4763 nt
Organism: Belonocnema kinseyi
Lineage: Eukaryota; Metazoa; Arthropoda; Insecta; Hymenoptera; Cynipidae
Gene: mbt
Product: serine/threonine-protein kinase PAK mbt
Exons: 6
Coding region: 482-2458 (658 amino acids)
Biological process (GO): regulation of MAPK cascade; protein phosphorylation; intracellular signal transduction
Cellular component (GO): cytoplasm
Molecular function (GO): protein serine/threonine kinase activity; ATP binding
Source: RefSeq, a predicted model, not a curated record